GACGGAUCGCGUAUUGCUCGACCAUCGUUCGUGCACAACACAUACACACACCGAGUAAGAUAAUCACUUGUACUGCAACAAUAUGCGCAACGCAGUCAUACUUUUACUGGCCGCGUUUUCCGCGGUCGCCAGGGCAGCGAUCAUCAGGUCCGGCGGCGUCGAAUUGCCGACUUACUCAGAUCCAUGCAAAAGAAAUGAUAAGGACUUCAGUGGCUGUGUGAAGAGAACUCUUCAAUACUUGAUCCCAAAAUUUAGCAAAGAGGGAAUUCCACAAUUAAAUAUCACAUCUUUGGACCCAUUCUAUUUGAAUGAAUAUCUAAUGCAUUUUGAGUCUACCCAAAUCGAAGGAAAAGCUCUAUUCAAAGAUGUGUACAACCAUGGUUUAGGAUCUAUAAAAAUCGUCGAUGUCAGAUCUCUUGUGGAAGACCCAGAACAAUUGGAAUUAGAAGUCGAUUUUUACAUGCCAAAAGUAAUUUCUAAUGGAAAAUUCAAGGGCGAGGGAAGAAUUGGCCAGAUGCCAAUCAUGGGCAAAGGCGUAUUCAACGUGACAUCUUAUGAUGUGACCGGUUCGUGGAUGUUAAAAGGCAAUGCCGUUGAAUUGGACGGACAACGUUACAUGCGUAUCAAGGACGUUGGCAUGAAAUUAGACAUUGGAGACAUGAAAAUAUACGCGACCAACAUGAUCAAUGGAAGUCCCGAAUUGAGCCAAAUGGCGUUAACCUUCGCUAACCAAUUUUGGCGAGUGAUAUUCCAAAUCAUGAUGCCAUAUGCCGAAGAGGGUUUCGAAAAGAUCACAAGACCCAUUCUCAACCAAGUGUUCCUGGAGGUUCCUUAUGACCAGCUGUUCCCACCCAGCCGCAAAUAAACCCUCCCGACGAAAUCAUAUUUCUCUUAAAUUUACCUUAAGUUUUUCUUUGUGACCUGUGUUGUAGGACUAUAGUAUUAUCUUAUUGUAUAUGUAGGUGUAAUAAGUUUUUAUUUUUAAUAAUGCAUUAAUAUUAUAAUACGCAUCACCGUUACAUCGAAUUUGCAACCAGUAGGAUAUCUGACCACUAUUAUUUAUUAUUAAGAUUAAUAUUAUAUUUUGUUCUAAGCGACGUAAAUAAUUAUUUAUCUAUGUUACUAUAUAAGUAAACUUUGUUAAGAAAUAA
This is a messenger RNA of Rhopalosiphum padi (bird cherry-oat aphid), 1151 nucleotides long. Its product is annotated as protein takeout-like. The record is from RefSeq and is a predicted model, not a curated record. The transcript is spliced from 6 exons. The coding region runs from base 83 to 865 and encodes 260 amino acids. Lineage: Eukaryota; Metazoa; Arthropoda; Insecta; Hemiptera; Aphididae.